Molecule: messenger RNA, 1613 nt
Organism: Rattus rattus (black rat)
Lineage: Eukaryota; Metazoa; Chordata; Mammalia; Rodentia; Muridae
Gene: Tedc2
Product: tubulin epsilon and delta complex 2
Exons: 10
Coding region: 27-1331 (434 amino acids)
Source: RefSeq, a predicted model, not a curated record
GACUCCGUUGUGGCGGCAAGAAAAAAAUGCUUGGCGUUAAAGCAAACUACCUGCUACCGGCAGACUGCGCUCAGCGGCUGGUAGCUGAGCUGCAGGGCGCCCUGGACUCCUGCGCCGAUCAACAGCGGCAGUUGGAGCGAAGCCUGCGCGUUUCCAGGAGGCUGCUGCAGGUCUGGGAACCAACCAGGACCCCGUCUCCAGUUCCAGAAACCAAGGAAGAGGACUCGAGUCCAGCGUGUACACCGAGUUCUCAAGACCUUGAGGAGCUGGAACUUUUGACCCAGGCACUGGAGAAGGCUGUUCGUGUGAGGAAAGGCGUGUCCAAUGCUGGACAAAGAGACAGGACCCCCAGUCUGACAUCUAAGGCAGCCACUUCUGGUACCACGGCUUCUGCCCAUCCUCAGGCUCCCAGCAGGACUGGGAGUCGUGCAUUAGGUGCAAGACCCACCAAGGGCAUACGACGGGCCACAGCCUCUGCCAAGGAUUACCCUGAGUGCAGACUUCAGACAAGGGGAGAUAGGACCCAAGUAAGAACACAAGACCAAACUGCUGGGUAUGGACCAGGCCUCAGGGAUCAGGCCCCAUCAUCUGUUGGCCAUGCCACAGAACUCUUCACGUUAAAAGAGAAGGGGACUCUCUUGCAGCUACCUGUGGCCUUCAGGAAGGCAUCUUCUCGGAAUUCCCGCCUGUGGGCCCAGCUCAGCUCUACAGAAACCAAUGACUCCACAGAUGCCACUAGAGCCACCAAAACUCAGUUCCUCCAUAAACUCCAGAUGGCUUCAGGCUGUUCCAGCCACAGGCCCUGUGCUACAGAAGUGGAGGCGCAUGCCCAGAGCCUGAGAAAGGCCUGUACACUGCUGAGACGUCAUAUGCAGAAGGAACUUGCAGCAGCCCCCACUGACUGGAUGCAGGAGUACCGAUGCCUGCUCACCCUGGAAGGACUGCAGACCAUUGUUGGGCAGUGUCUCCACAGGAUACAGGCGCUGCAAGCAGCUGUGACAGAACAGCCUCCAGGAGUGUGCCCUGCAGAGGAGCCCACUCAGGUCUCGUCAGUUUGUGAAGGAGAGGUGGACUCUUCCUGGAGCCCUGAGCUCCUUCUCUACUCUAACACCAAGGAGCUGCAGACCUUGGCAACUUUGAAGCUUCGAGUGGCCAUGCUAGACCAGCAGAUCCAUCUAGAAAAGGUUCUGAUGGCUGAACUCCUCCCUCUGAUAAACACCCAGGAGCCAGGAAGACCGCCUUGGCUGGCACUGUGUCGGGUUAUAUACAGUCUGCUCUGUGAGGGAGGCGAACAGUUCCUCACAGUCCUUCGAGAUGACCCUGCUGACUAAGCAGUCUGGGCAGACGAGCCUCUCUGGGAGAGCCCCCUCCUCUCAGCUGCAAUGUAGUGAACAGGGAUUGAGGGAGAUUUUCCUGUUUGGGGGAGCUGAGAGCACGGAGCUAGCACCUCACUGGGAAAGCUGGGUGAUCCCCCCUCCCUCCCAGCUCCUCUUAGCCACCAGACGUCUUGGUCAGGGCUCAGCUUUCUGUGUUCCUGGGGCAGUCCUUGGCUGCCUCUCCUUUCUCUCACUGUAGACCUAUAAGUAUUUAAAUUAUAUCAUACCUUUUGGAUU